Molecule: messenger RNA, 1021 nt
Organism: Clupea harengus (Atlantic herring)
Lineage: Eukaryota; Metazoa; Chordata; Actinopteri; Clupeiformes; Clupeidae
Product: butyrophilin-like protein 2
Biological process (GO): regulation of cytokine production; T cell receptor signaling pathway
Cellular component (GO): external side of plasma membrane
Molecular function (GO): signaling receptor binding
Source: RefSeq, a predicted model, not a curated record
AUGGCUUUGCAUCUGCAUAUCCCCAUAGGUGACCUCAAACUGGUGUCCUCCUCCCCUGCUGACAUCCAUGCCAACCCUGGUGAAGACGUCACUCUGCCCUGUCACCUCUCUCUUGAGACUAGUGUGGUUACCAUGGAACUCAAGUGGCUGAAGAGGACAGACUGUAUUUAUCUGAAUAAGAAUGGACAAGGGACAGAAGGGAGAGACUACGAGAGCAGAGUGAGCGUCCUUACUGAGGACCUGCAGAAGGGAAAUGUGUCUCUGAGACUGAGAGACAUCACACACUCAGACAAUGGGCUCUUCAGAUGCCAGGUCAUUCAUGGAAACUGUAAACUGGAGGAGACGCUGUUGCAACAUGUCGAAAGCAUCCAAAAUGGAAAAAUCCGUCUCAUGAGAACUAACAGUGCAAAUGUAGGAUACAGACCAAACUUCAUGGGACACAGGACCGGUGAGACGCCUCCAGUGUGUCGUCCUGUCUCUGAUAGGAGACAGGUGCUGCUGAGGAGCAACAACGUUGGAAGGAGGCUGCAGAAGACAUCAUGGAAAAGAAGGAGGAGUUCAGGCUAACUGUCGGAACAGCAGACUGACUGUGUAGUAGAUCAGGGUAGAUUAGAUUCAGAUUUAUUGCCAUGUCGUUGUGUGGACUAGAAGCGCGACACCAAUGAAAUGCAACAGAAGGAUUUCAAAACAGUGGGCUGAGAAGCAUGCAAACAGGAGGGAACUUGCCAUGUUGAAAGCGCAGACUGUCGUCGAAAAUGCACCUGAAGACGAUCGGGAAACUGACGGUUGAAAGAACUUGUGGACCUACAGUAUGAACGUAUGUUCAAGGUUCAAAACAAGACAAACCUGUCAUCGGCAUCUUGCUUGAGUCACCUUUGCUCCGUUUCUGUGGAUAGUUUCCUUAUUAGAUGUAGCCAUUUGUAUAUUUUUAUAUUAUAUAGAUUUACAUUUCUUUAAGAUGUAUUUCCUACAGUUUUCUCUGUGUCUGGUGGAUUGUCAGAUUCCGUUUCAGAUUGUGUAG